UUCAUAUUUUCCUUAGAGUUUAAUGGUUUUUUUGUUUGAUUAAUUGCAUCUCCGGUGAUUUUUCGACACAUUUUCCAUAGAUUUUCAUCUUUCGGUACGAUUCCAAGACUUGGUCAUCGCCUCACUGUGCAUCCAGGUGUAAUUCCGCAGCAAAAAGUGAGCAGCAAGCAAAGUGAAAUCUCAUCAAAAGCAAAAUAUUUAAUAAAAAAUUGCAAAAAUCACAACAAAAAAGAUUAAUUUUCUUUUGUUUCGAUUAAUUUUGACUCAUAGUACACGUAAAAGUAUAAAAUAUUGUGAAAUUUUUACUAAAAAAUACGAAAAAUAGAGGAAUUUAAGAAAAACACGCAAACGUAAACAAAUGAAGAAAAAGUUUUCGGAGCAAAAGUGAAGAUUUGAGUAAAUAAACAAUAGGAAUGGAGCAGCAAAAUGAAAAUUGUGGAUUUUCAGGUAGUGUUAAGGAAAGCGAAGAGACGAUGUCUGCACGGAAAGGUGGCGUUAUUUGCGGUUGUUGAGAAGCGCUCCCGUUCGCGCACCAAAGAACGAAGUCCAUUCCAUUUGAGCGAGAAAUAUUCCACGAAAAAGUGUCCGUCGCACAGCGCAUCCUCGUCUUCCCUCGAAACCGUGGAAAGUUUCAAGUCUUUGUCGUUGCACGACGACGACAGCAGUGCCCUACCGACCCCCAUAAAAUCACGCAAAUCGCCCGGGCCCCGAUAUCCGCAUUACACACGCGUUUCCGAUACGCGACGACAUCAUCGCCGAAAAGCCCCGAACAAAUGUAGGGACUGUCUCAGCUACACAUCGUCACAUUCCUCAUCGAGUUCAUCACUUGCAACGAGCACAACUACAUCCUCGUCCACAGAUUCACACAAAGGCGCCACGUUUUGCGUCAAGUCGGAAAAGCACCGCAAAAAGUCGCGAUACACACGACGAGCGCGACGAAAACACGCAAGUCGCGAAAACGUCGAAAUUGACGACAUUGACGACGCAUUUUCCGAAAAGCUCGAAACAACCAGGAAACUAAGCAUAUCAUCGAGCGGCAUUGAAAUGGAUAACUCAGAAAAGCACAUGUCGAUGCCAUGGUUCGGCAUGGACAUUGGCGGAACACUAACGAAACUCGUUUAUUUCGAGCCGAAGGACAUUACACAAGACGAAGAAGACAAAGAAGCCAAAAUUCUGCGAAAUAUCAGGAGGUACUUGACAAAACAAUCAGUUUAUGGCAAAACGGGAUUUCGUGAUAUUCAUUUACAGAUGGAUGACAUUGUGAUCAGAGGUCGAAAAGGUUCUCUGCACUUCAUUCGGUUCCCGACAUCGGAAAUGGUCAACUUUUUAUCGCUAGCCAAGUCAAAGGGCAUGGCGCAACUUGUGACAACAGUUUGUGCAACUGGCGGCGGUGCAUAUAAGUUUGAGGCAGAUUUUAAGCGCGAAGUCAACAUGAAUUUGGCAAAAUUCGACGAACUUGAUGCUCUGAUUAAAGGAAUUCUGUUUACAGAGACACAAGACCCACAUGAAUGUUACUAUUGGGAAAAUGCUGGUGAUAUUAGUAUAAGUCAUAAGAAAUCCUACGAUUUCUCGCAACCAUAUCCUUUCAUUUUGGUGAACGUUGGUUCGGGCGUGUCGGUGCUUGCGGUCCGCGGACCCAAUGACUACAAACGUAUUUCCGGUACUAGUUUAGGCGGCGGAACAUUCCUUGGCCUUUGUUGCCUACUGACGGGAUGCAAUUCCUUCGAGGAGGCUAUUUAUCUGGCAACGAAGGGCGAUCACACGAAAGUCGAUAAACUCGUAAAGGACAUUUAUGGCGGCGAUUACACGCGAUUCGGACUGCCAGGAGACUUGGUAGCUUCGAGUUUCGGUCAAAUGAACUCCAAGGAACGACGGGCAAGUGUUUCGCGCGAAGAUUUGGCACACGCAACACUUGUGACAAUUACGAAUAAUAUUGGUUCCAUUGCACGGAUGUGUGCCAGCAAUGAAGGAAUCGAUAAAGUCGUUUUUGUGGGCAACUUUUUACGUGUGAAUCCGAUUUCGUUGAAAUUAUUGGCAUAUGCCAUGGAUUAUUGGUCCAAGGGGACACUGAAAGCCUUAUUUUUGGAGCACGAAGGCUACUUUGGAGCCAUUGGCUGCUUACUACAAUUCAAUGGCGAACUUAAUGAGCAUAUUGAUUGCACGUCCAGUGAAAGUCCAUGAAAUUAGAGUCUUAGUUUAAGUAAGACGAUGUACUAAGUGGAACUCUGACGCAAGUCGUUACCUUUUAAAAGAGAUAAAACGUUAGAAAUUAAGUUUUUAAGACCUUCCUAAUCAACUUUAGCACAAUUUCCCGUUCGUUUUACAUUUUGAAAGUAUUGAAACAUUGACAAAUACAAUUAAUUUAGCUUUAGGGAAUGUUAAUUUUAACGUUUUUGCGUAAAAAUAAGGGAACAAAGGGUAUUCGGUUAAUUAUUUUAUGUUAAUUUUUCUCUUCAACUACUUAUUUCGUAAGUCUUAGGCUAAAAUUUAAGCACCUUAUCGCUACUUAUGUAUAAAAAAAUAUGAAUGAAGGUCUAUAAGCGCCUCCUUUUUGAUAAUAAAACGAAAGAAAAAAAUA
Messenger RNA from Culicoides brevitarsis, 2578 nucleotides. RefSeq names its product pantothenate kinase 3 (gene fbl). Gene Ontology annotation, molecular function: ATP binding; pantothenate kinase activity. The record is from RefSeq and is a predicted model, not a curated record. The transcript has 6 exons. Bases 427 to 2181 code for a protein of 584 amino acids. Lineage: Eukaryota; Metazoa; Arthropoda; Insecta; Diptera; Ceratopogonidae. Gene Ontology annotation, cellular component: cytosol; nucleus. Gene Ontology annotation, biological process: coenzyme A biosynthetic process.